Molecule: messenger RNA, 7275 nt
Organism: Frieseomelitta varia
Lineage: Eukaryota; Metazoa; Arthropoda; Insecta; Hymenoptera; Apidae
Product: angiomotin-like protein 1
Exons: 13
Coding region: 411-3680 (1089 amino acids)
Biological process (GO): actin cytoskeleton organization; regulation of cell migration
Cellular component (GO): plasma membrane; cytoplasmic vesicle; bicellular tight junction
Source: RefSeq, a predicted model, not a curated record
GUUCAGCAACUUAUAAAAAUAUUAUAAGAUCAUAUAUGCAAUAGGAUCGUUUUCGGUGUUGCGAGUAUGCAUGUACCGAGUUGGAUUUGCGAGACUUCGAGUACUUUCCCGCUACGAUAUUACACAUCAAUGAAAAAUUCAAUAUCUCCGGAUUAUCAACAUUCCAGAGUGUUGACACCUCUGUCAGAGUGCUCUGCUUUACUAUUACUGUAACAUCAGUAUCUCUUUCUUAAACAUUGACUCCUGAUAAUUAUAUCUCGAUUCUUCGUUUUCGGAUGCAUGAAUACAUGCGUAGUGUCAAAUAGAAGAAUGCAUGAAUAGGUUCUAUGUUCUCACUGGUUUUUCACAUUUGGAGAUGUGAGAGUGAUUAAUUUAUUAAAUACAACAGGUGUAAAUGAAAUAAUAGAAAAAUGAGUUCUGUGCAACAAGGUAGCAGAUUCUUACCUUUUUCAAAUAACAAUAUACAAAGGAAACAAUUAUCAAUGCAAGGAGGUCUUCCACAAAGUUUGAGUGGCAGUGAAACUGAUGUUUCAACAUCAAACGAGAAUUUAACCAAUGAAGAUCGCUAUGUUAUAAGACAUACAGCUCGCCAAGAACCUCAAGGUCAAGAAAAUCAGCAGCAAAGCCCAUCAAGAUCUUCCAGUCAUAAAGAAAAUAUACCAAAUAUACAAGGUAACCUGCUCAACAGAAACAGUUUGAAGGACAAUUUAAAUGGUUCAAACAGGAACAGUUUGAAGGAGAAUUUGAAUGGUUCUAAUCGAAAUAGCCUUAAAGAUAGUAUUAAUGGUUCUAAUAGAAAUAGUUUGAAGGAUAAUUUAAGCAACCGUACCAGUGUAGGAUCAAAUAGAAGUAGCUUAGAUGUGUCUACAAGCUCCUACAAUACACUUAUUAUACACAAUGCUAAUGAUGAUAAUUCAUGGUUACCAUCUGGAAGGUUGUCGGGUGUUGUUAGAGAACAUGGAGAUAUGAGUUACUUAUAUUGUGAUGGUGGUGGAAAAGGACAUUCAAAUAGCCCUACUAUGCAGUCUUUAUCAAAUUUAUCUCAUGAAGAUCACAUUUACGAGCAAACUAAUAAUGGCGGAUGUCAAGAAAUUACAGACAUACCAGACGAUUAUCUUAGUCAAUCGCAGCAGGUAUUAAAACAUCUUGCAAAAGAAGUUAAAGUACCAUCUUACAGUAAGCUAACAAAUAAUGGAGGAAAUAUUGAUAUGAGAAUGAGAGAUGGUGAAAGAGGUAAACAGAACGAUAGUGAAUCAGAAGAUAGACCACCACCUUCAUAUAUGUCCGUCUUGUUGCCACUGAAAAAUAAAUCUCGAUUCCCUGGCCCAAUGGAAAAAUUGACAUUGUCAAGAUCGCAACCUGAUUUAUCUAGAAUUGGCAAACCAGAUAUGGAUAACUACAAUUUGCGAACCACUUCCCCACGACCUCAAACGAAAGGAAGGGAGGAGACAGAAUCUGCAACGGGUGAAAUUUGGCCACCAUCGGAGAUGAUACAAAUCGUAAUUCAAGAAAACAGUGCUUUAAAAUUAGAAUUAGAACGGUGUUAUAAUAAAGUUGCUAAAUCUCAAAAAUUGGAACAAGAAAUCGCGAAGGUACAUCGGGCUCAUGAAGAAUUGGCUGCAUCGAGUGAACGAAGAGAGAAACUGGAACGAGCUGCUAGAUUGAGGUUACAAAAUGAUUGCAGACGAUUAACUGAAUUAAAUCGUGCCUUACGAGAUCAAAUAGAUUUAUUAUCGGCACGUACUGACAGUCCUCCGAUCGUGGAAUCUAUGAGAAAGGAAUUAACGCAACGAGAAUUAUUAAUUGGUCAAUUGAUUACUCAAAACAAAGAAUUAGCCGCGGCGAAAGAAAGACAGGAAAUCGAAUUGGCAGCACAACGAGCAACGUUACAGGAGCAACGUACACACAUAGAUAUUUUAGAUACUGCUCUCACUAAUGCACAGGGCAAUGUCGUACGCCUCGAAGAAGAGUGUCGGAAAAAACAAGUAUACGUAGAAAGAGUAGGCCAACUUCAACGAGCUUUGUCUUCUCUUCAAGCGUCCAGUGACAGAAGAGAAGAAACAGAAAGACAGUUGAGAGGUCAAUUAGAACGGGAAUUAAGAGAAGGCGGUGGCGGCGGCGGUGGUGGUGCUAAUGGUAAUGAACAAUCUUCCAAUGGAGAAACGAUCGCAGAAUUGAAACGACGAAUACGCGAAAGAGACGAAAAAAUUAUGUCGCUGGAGGGUGAUGUUGCGAAAUGGGAGCAACGUUAUCUCGAAGAAAGCGCACUAAGGCAAGCGGCAAUUGAUGCAGCCAGUCUACCAAAGGACGCAAAGAUAGCUGCAUUAGAAAAAACGAGUCAAGAUGCUGAGAAAUUAAUUGCAGAGGCACGGUCUGAGAAAAUGAGACAUAUGGAUGAAGUGCACGCUGCACAGAAAAAAUUGGCUGAUUUUGAAUCUAGAAUGAAGGAUUUAGAAUCGAAAUUAGCUGAAAGGGAUGCUAUGAUCAGAGUUCUUCAGAAACAUACAUAUGACAAGGAUAGUAGUAGCAGUAGUGGUGUUGGCAGUUAUCCCGCUGCACAUUCGUCUCAUUCAAGUACAUCAGCGGAUCAUCAUACCGCACUGACAAGCACGCCAGAACUCGUAAGCAGUGUAUUGGGUGGUGGUAGUGGUUAUGGAAGUACCGGUUCGUACGGUGUUACAGACAGUUACAAGUAUAGGAAGCAGGGCAGCUUCGAACAAACGAAUAAAAGUCUCGAUGAUCAGUUAAAAGAACUAGACUCCCAGCUACUUAGUAAGCGGGCACUUUGCUGUUUUCCAGGAUUCUCUAAUCCAGGCACUGCGUCGCGAAAAGGAAAAAUAUCCAAGCCAUUAUUGGCGGGUGUAGAUAGUACAGGCACCUCGAGCACUGCCUCAAGUAAGAGUCGCCUAUUGGACGACUCCGGUGGCGAGGUCUCACCGAGUAUCAUGGAGUUUGCGAGUGCAGCCUCGAGGCUGAAAGGCACUGUAUCGAGAUUGUCGGAUGGUAAGCCCGAAGAUAUGAUGCUAUUGGAGAAGCAGGGCAGAAGCUCGCAGAGACAGAGAAUGCAAGAGGGUGAACCACGCCGUGCGGGUAGUCUUCCUCCCAGUUCGUUACCGCGACCGCCGAAGAAUCUGAAGUCGACGAGCUCGCGUUAUUGUAGACUGAGCGACACAGAGGCUCGUAAGAAAUCGGAUCCAGGUCCGACUUUGGACACGCCCGCGAGCAUGAAGGUACGCGAUACGAGCAACUGCACCAUCGAGUACGGCAGAUUUGAUACAAAGGCUCAGCGUCGAAAGAAAUCAUCCGGAACGGAACAGUUGGUCGUUAAUAACUCGUUGAAAAAGCCGUCUUCCACAAUAAGCCACGAGUACGAGCGUCUCCAAGGUGAAAAUAUUCGUAAGAAACAACCGUCGGGUUCAGAAACGAAGCACAGAGAAGUUCAGAGUCGCUCCCUGAUACCUCCACCGUCUCGUCGUAUCGGGGAGUACGGUCGUCUCAGUGAUGGUACUUCGAGGAAGCAGACUGGUUCACGAGGACAAAGUACUGGAAGCACGGUGAGCAGCAAGAGCGGAGGACGCGAUUCCGGCGGCACUGCUAGCAGCGAGGCGUCAACGUCGUCGUUGCCUCCUUCCAAAGCGAGAUCCAUUCCUCGUCCGAGCAAUUACCGCAUUCAGUUUUAAUUUAUAACGUUCAGUGUCGAGUUAGUCUUCCCUUUUUAAAGAUUAUCCUUUGAAGAGAUCGAGUUCUCCCGAGCGUAUAUCGAGCAAGUCAGAGAGAUAUAAUUUUCCGUACUUUAUCUUCCAUUUACGAGAACCUUUCUUAGCAAACAUUGGUAUACAUGCUUGUUUCCACUGUCUUUACUUUUGUAUUGCUUUUUCGACAAACGAUGGAAGAAUUUCUUUCUAGUGGAUGCGUCAGAGAGGAGCGUAGCAAGAUCGAAUGGUUAAAUGAUCGAGCGGAAGCGAACGAUGAACGACGAAUAAAAUGGGAGGUAGAAUUAAGGAGAAAAUCAAAAAACGUUGACCGGUUUCGAGAGCGUCUCUGCUUCGCCUUUCAGCACUUCAGAUCCUAUCUAGAAGUCCUAAUGUACGUAUGCGCGAGCGAUACGUCUACACAGCCAUAAUAUUAAACGAUAUAUUAGUUCCCUUUAUUACCAUUAAUAACGGAGAAGCGAAGUCAAUCGCCACGACAUAGCGAGGAACCACGAUAUAUCGUUGCGUAGCGAUAGUGCAUGACCUAGUCAUUACCAAAGUAACUUCUGUAAUGAGAAUGGAAUUGAUUUCCUCUUGUUUCGUACGCACCUACGUCUAGGAAUAUUGCGGCCUUUUUUCACCAACAAUUUAUUCGUAUAAGGGAAACGCGAAAAAGAAGUGCCUUGUUAAAGACUGCGUGAUAAAGAAAAAUAUAAGUUCGGUACAACUAGGAAUAAGAUUUAUACAUUCGGGAAUACCUUCAGAAUUCUACAAGACACACGUGUCUUUCGGAUAAAAUUGAUCGCGUGAUCCUUAACUAGACACGUUAUUUUUUCAAACGUGUAUUUUACAAUUUUUACCCAAGAGUUCGUCAAGAGUAUCGCAUUUCUGUGUCGUGCCUUAUGAAAAAAACAUUUCCUUUUCCUCCUUUUCUUUUUCUUUUUCUUUUUUUUUUUUUUUAUGUGUCUUUAAGAUUGUUUCCUGUUGGAAACACUACAAAGAUACGUCACGGGAUAUUCAAUCGGUUUUGCUUUUCGAUGGAAAAGCGAAACUGGGGUAAGGCAAACGAGUAUUCGAUUUGCCUGGAUGCACAGUGAGGGAUUCGACUUACAUAUAUACACAUACACAUACACACACACACACACACAUAUACAUAUUAUAUAUUUUAGAUAAUCAUAUUUUUGUGUGUACGUGUCUCCAUUCGAUAAUUUUAAGUGUUCAUUUACACAGAGAGAAAUUACGUAAAUCGUUGACGGUGAUUCGCCUAAUUCAAGAUGUAACGACGGUGUAAUCGUAUACAAUAUUUAGAAGUAAUAUAUUUCGCGACGCAGUUUUAUAAGCAUUUAUACGUCGAAGUAUCGUUCGGUCACUCGGAAGGUAUAUUUGCCUUCCUCCCCUCUCCCCUUGUCCUGCUUUAAAUUUUUAAAUGUUAAUGAAACUCUUGACGACAGUAAUUUCGAUCGAUGACAUUCGUUUUUUAGGGAGAUUAUUUUUACAUUUUCCUUGUUUUCACGAUGUUUCUUUUAAACAUUAUUUGGACAAUCGGAAAAUCAGGCUAUGUUUAAACUGAAUUGAUUAAUUCGAUAAUGAUCAGAACGAGAACAUUGUGGAGUUCCGAUCUAACGUACGAUUUUCAUGCUUCUGUCUCUUGUGUAUGUUAAUUAUAGAAAGAAGGAAGAAAGAGGAGCUUCGAAAGCAAAAAGCAAUAUUGACUUAUAUUACUAGCAAGUUGAACACGUUACGUUGUGAAUUCUAGCAUUAAACUGCAAGGUUUACCAUAAUCUUCGUGAUUAGUAUAGGUACUUAUAAGACUGAAAGAAAUGAAUACCAACAAAACAAAUUUUCUUCUUUGCGAUUUGCUGUCACAUUUUGUGUUUUCUGCCCCAUUUCGUUUCAUCCUUUACGCGUGUGUAGAUGCAUAUAUAUAUCUACACACACAAAUCCAGUUACAUACGUAUACAGACGCAGUCGAAGUUGGUGCAUGUACACAAAUCCAUAUACAUUAAAACAUCUAUUGUUCACGAUACGAGUUCCUUAAAGACGACAGGGACAUUCGUGGUAAAUGUAGUGGAAAUUUCAUUAGCAUUCUCUAUAAUCCCUUCGACGAAUAGCCUUGUUGAAAAAAAAAAGAAAGGAUCAGAAAAAAAAACGGCAAAGAAGCAAGAAAAAAAAAAGAAAAGAGGAGAACGAAAUCUCUUUUUUUUUUUUUACCUAAUGUCAUUUCUGCAGAGGUGUCGGAGGACAAUUCUUGUUUUAGGAUGAAAUCGUUUACUUUUGUUUCGUACGUCCGAAACAAAGACAAAGAAAUACGAGAACAAAGAAAUAGAAGAAAAAUACGUAGAAUGCCAAAGCAAGUUAGAAUGCCGCACACUACAAUUUAUAUUGACAAAUAUGUUUUAAUUUUAGUGUAUUUAUUUGUUUUCGUUUUUGUGUUAAUUAUCUAUUUUACACGUAGGGUGAAUUUUCUAUCAAUUCUUGUUUCCCGCGAACGUUUCAGGAAGGAACUUUCCUCGAACAGCCGUUUCGAAGCUUCCGUUUUGAAGCACGCGAUCCUACAUAAACGGUAAGAGAAUUUAGAAAACCGAGUGACGACUGAUAAAAGACUCACCCUCUACAUUUAGGAUGUUCAUUAAGAUACGAUAUGUUUAGAAAAUGAGAGAUCUCUGUUCUAUUUUACACGUUUGCAAUAAGAGUUAUAUAUGAUUCAAUGGUCCUUGAGUUUGAGAUUUCGAAAGCUGACCUGUGUACUUUCAAUGGUCUUCGAAAGCAAUAUUACCUAUGUAAUGUGCUUUUGAACAAGUCUGGGAUUUUCUCUGCCAUGAAAAUCACAAUGUAUCGAAACGGAAAAUAAAUGCGUAGGAUAUCUUUCAUAGCAAUUUGAAAUAAAAAAUUUCACUUACGCCAAGCAUUUUUUUUCGUUUCGUGUUACUUUUACAAACAUUUUCCUUAUUUAUAUGUUGCAAAUCAAUUUAUAUUGAUUUCCUUUUUUAAAAUUUAAGAAAACAAAUAUCUUUUUAUAUUAUUCUUAUCGUAAUUUAUUCUUAUUAAAUAUUUAUUUAUUUAUUUAUUUUUUGAUGGCGGAUUAGGAUUUUAUUUGAAAAAAAAACAUUGUUUUCAAAUUAGGAAUCUCAUUUUUUAAAUACCUCAGAUCUUAUGAAACAUCCUGUAUAUAUAAACGUAACAUGUAUUUUAUAUAAUACGCUUAUCGUAUUAUUCUAUCACCCUCCUUUUCAAAUAACGCUGUACCAGUCACAGGAGAUAAUUAUCACGCGUGGAUUUUGUAUUGUUCAAAUUAUAAUACACGUUGAUUGUGAUGUAGAACAUAGAGGAUAUGCGAACCGUCAGUGGCAUAACGUUUCUUUUUUUUUUUUUUAUUCUCGAAAUGAAUAUUCGCUCCUUUAUAUACAAAGAUCUGUGUUCAAAUAUUGUGAAAUUUAUAUUUUAUAAAAAUACUGACGAUUUGAAUCGUCGAAGAUUUCUCAUAGAUUGUAACUUUUUAUCGAUCUUUGCCAUAAAAAGAUUGCUCUAUGAAUAUUGUAAAUAAAGAUAAUAAAGGGAAGCAUUUCGAAUUUUGUCGCUAAUA